AUGGGACGUAGAGACUCAGAUAAGCUUACAGUAAAGAAAGGAGGAAACGAAGAGAGAAUACGUAAACUUGAAGAGGAGAACCAACGUUUGCGUGCUCAAUUGGCUGCUUACCAGCAACGUGAUAAAUCAAGCGAAGAUGAAAAUUCUCCAGAACUUGGUGGGGAAACAAAAGAACAAGCUGGCACCUCAGAACCUCUUGAGAAUAAACCCCAAACUGACUGCUCGGGAUCACUUGAGCUAGGGCCACAAGCUGGCCACUCAGAUCAUUUUGAGCUUGUUAGACCAUACAAGCAAGCUGAUAUUUCUGGAGCAAUUAUUCUUUCUUCUCAAACUUAUGAUUUAUCCGCGAUAAAAGACGAACUGACCAGUGUCGAAAAGGUGGAAAAUACUGAAAUGGAGCUCAUGAAAUAUCCAGAUCAAAAAAAUCCCAGCGACGUGUGUAUUCCUGAAAGAGACUUGAUGAAAUUUCAAGAAAUCCUCGAGAAAUUCUGCAAUGAUAUAAUUUCUCAUUGUAAACGUCGCUUCCAAUCUCUGGAUUUUUCGGAGAUAGACGGCUCCCUGGCAUUUUUUCUCAGUCAUUAUCUUCAAAUUGAGUCGGAUGUGUUGAGGUUUCAAAUGAGGACAGCGAUGGAAAAAUUGAAUAAACAGGAUCUUGGUUUGGAAAACGCUAUUCGCCCCCAAAACUUAUUUCCUCUGAAACACAAAGAUCAGUCUAUAGUUGAUGAGUAUUCUGAGAAGUUGAAGAAUAUCAACGAUUUUGUUGGCGAUGAAUUUAACAAGACGGGCCAGGAUGGCCAAAACCAUGAGAACGGACGGCUGGUAGAAGAAUUCACACUUCGAAAUUUGAAACUAGAACUUUUAAUGCUGGAAGCCAAUUCAUCUGUGUCAGUUCAGGUAUCUGAUAAUCGCCCUUGGAAAUCAGUAGACUGGUGUUUGCGUGAAUUAUUUCAACAAGAGGAGCUUCUAAUCGCAGAAAUCGAACAAGCUCGCAAGAAAUAUUUGGAAUGUGAGCCAAAGAUCUGUGCAAUCAAACAAUUUCUGGCGAAAAAACACGGGGAGAUUCUUGAAAAACAGGAACAAGACGUUAAAAACUCGUAUAAAGAACUGCAUCCAAUUUUGGAAGAGAUUCAAAGAAAGAGGGAGAAUAUUUCGAAGGAUGACAAAUUUGAUGCUUCAUUCAAGCAUCUGAUUGCGAGUUUGGAGAGCAGUGAAUAUAGCGUAUCAGAAGUCGUAGAGAAGAAAGAACAUUUAAUUCUUCUCUCCAACAAAGUCUGUAGGAAACUUAAUGGAAUCAAACUCCAACUAGAUUGCGUCAUUGGCCUAGUCCCUAAAGCCAUCAAGCUGGAAAUAUUCCAAAAUUUGUUGGGAGCUCUUGGUGAUCUUCAAGACACGUUGGCUGGAAUUUUGAAAAAUUUCAAACAAGAAAACAAUGAAUCAGUGCUUGUUGAAGGGAUGAUAAAAUGGGCAGCAAACACAGGAACGGUUAUUUCUUUUCUCACAGAGACAAUCCUUAAUUUACCUGGAUAUAGAAUUGAGGAAGAGCAAUUGGGUCCGAUCGAUGGUCUUCUGAAUCGCUCCAUUGACGUCUACUCUCCAGAAUUAUUCUUCAAUUUUGUACGAGUCAUAGGAAAAACAGAAGAGACAAUCGACUAUAAGGAGGAAAUUGAAGACCACCAGCGUAAUCUGGGAAUCUUGAUUGACGAGAUUAGGAGUAUGACCGAGUAUAAAUGA
Caenorhabditis briggsae is the source of this 1731-nucleotide messenger RNA. Bases 1 to 1731 code for a protein of 576 amino acids. NCBI's taxonomy places the organism in Eukaryota, Metazoa, Nematoda, Chromadorea, Rhabditida, Rhabditidae. The transcript has 10 exons. The record is from RefSeq and is a predicted model, not a curated record.